AUGACGAUUGAAAACGACUCCGUGGCCGGUGCCACCAUCGAACUCCUCGAGGCACGUCUCCGGCGACUCACCUACCUCCUCACGGGCGACGCGAACUGGACAGGGGCUCCCACCGCACCCGCGAAACCCGCCUCCCUGGACGACAGCGUCUCCCGCCGACUCCUCCGUCUCGAACGCGACCUCGAAAAACUGAGCAGAACCAUUCCCGCCGUACGAGACGUCGUUCAGCUUCACGACCGCUUCCCCGACCUUUUCCGCCCGACGCCCCCGCAAGCCAUCCCGGAAAACCUGACGACGCAGAAUCUGGCCUCCAUGGUGCUGUCGUACGCGUCCGCAUUCCCGGAGACGGCCUCGCGUCUGACGUCGUUGAACGACCUGCCCAUUCCCGACGCGCAGACCUCGGCGGCCCUGAUCGAGUUGCAGCCGCGCAUGGACCGGCUGGCGCAGACGCAGGACGAACAGGCGCAGGCGAUCGCGGAGCUGCGGGUGCGCACGGCGCGCGUGUUGCAGCGGUGGUAUGAGGUGUCGUUGGUGAGUGCGGGCGAGUGCUGGGCGGAAUGGGAGGGACGACUCGAGGAUGUGGAGCGGGAGGUCAAGCGGGAGGAGGUGGUGCGGGAACGACGGGCCAAGGAGGUGUGA
Messenger RNA from Aspergillus terreus NIH2624, 639 nucleotides. RefSeq names its product putative nuclear distribution protein RO10. Gene Ontology annotation, biological process: cytoskeleton-dependent cytokinesis; protein deubiquitination. The transcript has 2 exons. The record is from RefSeq and is a predicted model, not a curated record. Bases 1 to 639 code for a protein of 212 amino acids. Gene Ontology annotation, cellular component: dynactin complex; cytosol; nucleus. NCBI's taxonomy places the organism in Eukaryota, Fungi, Ascomycota, Eurotiomycetes, Eurotiales, Aspergillaceae.